AUGAAAAAAGUUCAAGAAUUAUCAAAUGAUUUUAUCAACUUACUCAAACUUAAACUAGCAUUACUUGAAGAAUUGCCAUUUGGUGAGAUUGAUAUUAAUGAAUAUUUAGGAAUUAUUGUUACAGAAGAUAAUGAACAUGUUGUUAAUCCAGGAACUAGUUCUGAACGUAAAACUAAUUAUAAAAAAUAUGAAAUAGAAAAAUAUCACCAUGUUAUUACAUUUUAUCAUUGUUUAAUUAUUGUUGUGAUUAUUCCAAUGACAACCAUGCUUAUGUUUAUUGGUACUCACAACCAUCUUCAAUACAUUUAUUUUUAUUAUAAUCAAAUUUAUAUCAUGAUUCAAAAUAUGAUAGUACACAUUUUGUACUCAAUUCUCCUUUAUCUCCAUAUUCAUAUCAUCAAUGUACAUGUUUUAUAUUAA
This is a messenger RNA of Entamoeba dispar SAW760, 420 nucleotides long. RefSeq lists its product as uncharacterized. The record is from RefSeq and is a predicted model, not a curated record. The transcript has 3 exons. The coding region runs from base 1 to 420 and encodes 139 amino acids. Lineage: Eukaryota; Evosea; Mastigamoebida; Endamoebidae.